Trichogramma pretiosum is the source of this 7319-nucleotide messenger RNA. RefSeq names its product nucleoprotein TPR (gene Mgtor). Gene Ontology annotation, biological process: protein import into nucleus; mRNA export from nucleus. Gene Ontology annotation, cellular component: nuclear pore. The transcript has 13 exons. Gene Ontology annotation, molecular function: structural constituent of nuclear pore. Lineage: Eukaryota; Metazoa; Arthropoda; Insecta; Hymenoptera; Trichogrammatidae. The record is from RefSeq and is a predicted model, not a curated record. The coding region runs from base 220 to 7191 and encodes 2323 amino acids.
CUGUAAGUUUUACUGGUCAAUCGUGGAACGCAGAAAUGAGUUUAACAACACGCUUGCCGUUGAAAAGUAAAUCGCAAAUAGUAGUUUGACAAACUUAUAAAUAUUUAUUUUUGAACAGAAACAGAAUAGUAUCAAUACGUUUGCUAUCGUCAAUAGUUAGAAAUAAUAGUCGUUCCGUUUACAAAUAAUAGUUACAUUUUUUGUAUUUUUGUACUAACCAUGGAAACAUUCGAUCCUAAAAACUGUAAAAUUCUCAAAGAAUUUUUGACUUCUGAUGAAAUAAAAGUGAUAGAUGAUCAAGUUUGCUUCAAAUUAGAAAAUUAUCUCCAAGACAAAUGUGAAGAACUAUUCACCGCUAAAGCAGUGCUUGAAACAUAUCGAGUUAAUACAGAACGUGACGUAAAAAAAUUGGAAGAAACCAACGAAUCAUGUCAAGAAAACUUGAAAAAAUGCGAAGAAAAAUUAGAAUUAGCUAAGAGAUACACGAAUGAUCUUCAUGGGCAAAUAGAAAAUUUGUCAGCCGAAGUUCUUCAAAGCAAAGCAACUAUAAAAAGAUUAGAGGGAGAAAAUUCCGAGUUGAGAAAGCAAAGAGAUGUUGUCCAAGAAGAAAGCAAUACUCUUCAUUCUCAAUUAGACCGCAAAGAAGCUGAACUGAAUCGCCUGAAUAAGGAGCUCGCGUCUCUAGGAGCUCAGUUGGAAAAGGCCAUCACAGAAAAAUGCAAUGCUCUCGCACAAUCCGAAGAAAUUCGCAGCAAGGAACUGUCUCUGGAAUAUAGAGAAAAACGUUUUCAUCAGGAAAAAACGAUUCUGGUUCAACAAAUUUCCGGUUUGGAAGAAGAGCUAGCUAAACGCACAAUGGAAUUGCAGAAUGUUAGAUCAGAUUCGUCUACACAUUUGUUACUUAUUCAAUCGCGUUUGUCGCAAUGUGAAGAAAAUUUGAAAGUGUGUAAUGAAACAAUUACAAAUCUCCAAAACAAUAAUUCAAUUUUGAAUCAACGUAAUGAAGAACUGAAUCAAAAGUUGGAAGAACAACGAAAUAAUGAAUUGACAAUGCAUGCCUCAUAUGAGGAAGAAAUAUCAUCUCAGAAAAAAUUAGCUGAAAUUUUCAAAAAAAUUUCCGAAGAAGCAAACGAAAAAGCCGAAGAAUAUGGAAAAGCGAUUACUGAACUGCAAGUAUUGUUGAAACAAGCAACUGAGCAAUAUGGUAUAUUGGAAACGAAACAUCAUCAAACUAUCAUGGAACAUAAAAAUGAGAUGGAACAUGAAAUGCAAAAAAUGAAUGAAAUUAAACAAGAAUUACUCGAUUCUCGCAAUUUGAUAGAAUCUCUUCAAAAAGCGAAUUUGGACCAAAGUAUCGAGGAAUUGGCUCCAACAGCAGCUGUAGCAAGUAAAAUAUUGAAAAAAGGUUUGAGUUUAACCCAAAUAUACACUCAAUAUGUAGAUACAACGAAUGCCUUGACUUCUGAAAAAGAGGAAAAUAGUAAAUUAAAGUACCAGAUGGAAAUGAUUCUAAAAGAGCUGGAAGAAAAGGCUCCUUUGAUAAAACUUCAACAACGCAACUACGAAGAGGCCAUGAAAAAUGUAAAUGAAUUGACUUCUAGAUUAGAUGAUCUAAUCGUAGAAAAUGACAACCUGCAAGUUAAUGCUAAAGAAGCAGAUAGACUAGUCAAGCAUCAUGCAGCUGAAAACCAGAGGUUGAAAACUGAAAUUAAAGACUUAGCUCGUCAAGUUUGCUAUUUAUUGCAAGAAGUGCAGAAUUCUCGUGUACCGAUAAAUAACGAAUCAUUAGACAGAGAUUGCUCAAUGGACUUAAAUCUUUCGGUUUCUUCUCGUAUUAUAAGCAAACAGUUAGUUACUUUCAAAAAUAUUGAAGAACUCCAAGAAAACAAUAAAAAAUUAUUGUCUUUAGUACGAACCUUGUCGUCGAGGCAAGAAGAAACUGAAAAAACAACUAACAAACUAAAUGUAGAAGAAAUGCGAGAAAAAAUUUCAAGAUAUGUUCAGCAAUUGGCAGAUAUGCAAGAAGCUCAAAGUAGACAAGCCAAAAUGUUAGAAGAAAUAUUGAGGCAACGUGAUUUGUAUAAAAACAUGUACAAAAACCAAGCGGGUCAAUUGCCGUCAGAAAAGAGUAUUGUGGAAAUGAAAAGCCAGAAUACUAAUCAAAAUGAACAAGAAAAUACUUCCCAACUUAAAAACUCGAAAGAUCUACAAGACCUGCAGCUGAAGUAUAACAAUUUAGAGACAAAAUAUACAGAUAUUCAGAAGGAAUUUGAUCUGUAUAAAAAAGAAAAAGUAGCUCAUGUACAAUUACUGAAUGAUGAAAUAGAAAAAUUGCGUGAAAAUUGUGAAAAAUACUCAACUCGAAGUUGUAUGCUUAAAGCCCAGUUAGAGUCGAUUACUGAACGCUUUGGACUGUUGCAAUCCAGUGCUGCAUCCCAUAAAACUCAAAUAAAAAUGUUGGAAGAAAAAUGCAAUUGUUACAUAGCAACCAUCAGCAAACACGAACAAAGCUUAAUACUUUUGAAAGAUGAAACGUUAUCUGCUCAGAAUAGACUGUCAAAAGCAGAAAUUCAAUUAGAAAAUCUUAAGCAAGAAAAGCAACUUUUGAGAGAUUCUGAAAACAGACUUUUGAAAGAGCGAGAAGCAUUACAUCGGGAGAGGCAUACUCAUGACCUUCUUAAAGCUGAUGUUGAAUCUAUCAAGGCAAGUUUAGAGAGGGUAAAUGCCGAAAGUAAUCACCGAACGGAACAACGUUUAGAUGAUACCAUUCGUGAAUGUUCAGCUUUGAGGCGACGUUUGCAAGAGGAACAAGAUCAUUUCCGCGAUCAUACUGCUCAUUUAGAAAGACAACUUGAGACUUCUAAUCAACGGCUUGAAGAACAGAAACACAUCACUGCUCGAAUCGAGUCAGAACUCACUAAAUUACGUUCAGUAGAAGAAGAAUACGUAAAAAAUAUUGAUCAAUUAAAUAUGAAAUUGAAAGAAAUGACGAAAAUUGCAACCCGAAUGCCGCAGCAAGACGACGAUGAAAUGAGAAAAAAACUUGAAAACAUGGAGGCCAAGUACGCUGACUGCCAAACUGAAAUAAAGUCUCUAUUGAGUCAACUGGAAGCUGCUAGGGCUCAAGGACAACAGUAUUGUAAUAUUGCAGAAAGUUCUGAAUCACACUUAAGGGAAAGUAUUAAAAAAUAUGAAGAGGAAAAAACACUUUUGGAAAAUGAACUGAGCAACGUGAAAAAUGAAUUAAAUUCGACAAAAUUGAACUUGGAGAAACUUCAAAAUGAUAACAUGGAAAAUUCUACAUCCUCGAAUCUUUGUUAUAAAAAUUUGAAAGAAAAACUCGCUAGUGCUGAACGUGAACUAAAAGCACUUAGUAACUUGAAAUCCGAAUUAGAAGAAAGUAAAAAUAACUUAAAAAUAGCUUACGCUAAUAUUUCAGAACUUGAAAACAAGUUCACAAAAGAAAUGUCUUCACAUUCCGAUGACGUAAAAUUAUUGUCUAAAAUAAAAGUCGAAAACCAAGAGCUUCUUAAUAAAAUUUCAUUAUUUUCACGGCAAGAAAAUCUAGCCAAAGAAGCUUUAGAACUUGAAAAAUCAAUGUGGCAUGAUCGACAACAACAAUUUUCUUUCGAAAUCAGAGAAUUACAAGAAAGAUUGAAUGAUGUACUUGAUCAAAAUAAUAUACUACACAAUACGAUUCAAGAAUUCAGUGAACAAACUGCCUUAAUGCAAACCCUCCAACAAUCUGAUAUGAAUUCCAGUUUUUCUUCAGUGAGUUCAAGAGUGAGUAAUCCACUGAUGAGUGAAGAGCCCUCAAAUUCAACUGAACAGUUACUUCAAGUUAUAAAGUAUCUUCGUCGCGAAAAAGACUUAGCUGUUAUUAAAUUUGAUGUUUUGAAGUCAGAAAAUUCAAGAUUAAAAUCACAAAUAGAACUAUGUACUAAAAAAAAUCAAGAAAUGAAAGAAUUGUUCGACCAGGAACGAGAAAAGAGUGAAAUAGAUAUUGUAACAGCAUCAAAACACUCCGAACUUUUAAGAAAAAUAGAAACAUUAAAUGCCAUUACUGAUUCUAAUCGUAUUUUACGCGAAGAAAGAGAUUCACUUCUUUCAAAAGUAACUAAUUCAACUAAUCAACUCAAUAGUUUAUUAGAUGAAAUAACUCCUCUACGCGAAAAAAGUACCGAACUUGAAGCAACAGUUGAUGUUUUGAAACAAGAAAACACAAGCUUAAAGGCCGAAGCUUUGCGUUGGCGUCAAAGAGCUAAUGCUUUAACUGAACGAUCGAACAAAGCUAGCCCAGAAGAUUGGCGUCGUUUGCAAAAUGAACGCGAUAAUCUUUCUAAACUAUUAUCUCAGGAAAAAGAAACAGUUUCAAAACGUUCAGAAGAAUUGGACAAAGUUAAAAGUGAAAAGAAAAAUUUAGAAGAUCAAAUUACCCAAUUGCAAACGCAGCUGAAAACGUACGAAGAUAAAAUUGCCUUACUGACUAAUGAAAACCAAAAGAUGAAAAACGAAAUUGAAGAGUCAUUGCUCAACAUAACUGGCAAAAAUAAAGAAAUUGAUUCGUUAAAAUUAGAACUUACUGAAAAAGAAUCAUCACUAACCGAAAUUAAAAUGAAAGAAAUACAAAUUCGUAAAAUAGCAAAAAAAUAUAAAACACAAUACGAAGAUUUAAUGAAAAGUAGGGACGAUGAAACAAAGAAAGAUGCAACUAAUGUACAACUUACUGAAGAACGCACAUCUGAUUCCGAACAAAAAUCAGAAAAUAUUUCGAAUUUGCAACAAACAAACUUAGAGUUGAAUGCAAAACUCACCGAUUUGAAUCAACAAAUACUUUCUGCAAAAUCUGAAUCGGACGAUUUGAAACGGGAAAUAGAACAGAUUAAUAACGCCAACAUCGAAAAAGAAGAACGUGCCAAGCAAGUACUCAAAGGGGCAAGAACUAAAAUAAUGCAAUUAACAGAAUAUAAAAAAUUAUGUGAAAAGGAAAUGCUUGAGUUGAAAGAAAAAUUAGAUUCGAGUACAACUGAGAAUGAAUCUCAUGCCAGUGAAUACGAAGCUAAAUUGAUGGCUCUGAAAUCUCAAAUGGAAAGUCGAAUUUCACGCUUAGAACAUGAGCGAUUGGAUCUUCAAGCGGAAAAAGAAGUUUUAUUGCAGCGUGCUGUGUUAUUACAACGCCAACUUUCUGGACAAAUCAAUUCUGGUAUUGGAACAACAGAUCCACCAACGGCCAAUAUAAAACCAAUGUCUGCCCGAACUGAGACUCCGUUGGCUAGCAUACGCCCGAUGAGUGUAGUUGUACAAUCUCGAACCGCGGCCGUAUUACCUACUACUGUUGGAACCUCUGUACAUUUAAUAACACAACAAUCUCAACAACUUGUGCAUACAACGGAAACUAGUUCACCUACUAGCUCACACAUGGAUUAUCAACCAGCUAGCACAAGUCGACAGCAUACUCUGCAAUCUCAUUUAGGAGAUUCAGCCGAGUCGACGCAGCGCGAAGAGACCGAUACCUUUGAAACAGGAACAACGUUACAAAAUCAAUUGCAACAGCAACAGAAUCAAUCCCAAGCCGUAGCUUUAGUAAGUCCCCGCAUAGAAGCGCAUCAACAAACGCAAUCCUUGACAAAUGAGCAACAACAAACUAUACCAAGUAGCUCAACUCAAUCAGUCAGUACCUCGCAUACCAACAUACCCCAUAAACGGCCACGUUCAUUUGAAUCGACUGUUACUGGAGUAAAUUUGAAUGAAACACUCGACCAUUCGAGAUCGGAACCAAUUCUUAGUCCGAAGAACAAAAAAAGUAAACAAGAGACUAUGACUUCUACUAUUGUAGCCAGUGCUUUGGACGUUGAAUAUCAGGUUCCUACGUCGAGUCAAAGAGAUCAAGACGAUGACGUCGAGGAAAACUGUGGAAUGCUAGAUUGUGAUGAAGGUCCUGAAAACCAAACUAUUCAAGAAGAAGAUUUUGAUAACGAAGAUUACGGUGAACUUGAAGAAGAGGAAGAAUUACCUUUUAGCGUCGAGGUUGGCGAAGGAAACAACGAAGUAGAAAUAAUUAUUGACGAAUCUGCCAAUGAAAACGUUUCUAGACACUUACAAUCGAACACUUCGGGUGAUGUUAUACAUCAGUCUGAGGCUAUAAGCAGUGCUGGGUUAGCGGGAGAUUCCUCAUUCGUUGGAAGAAUGACGCGAAGUAUUGGACACAUGCAAAGGCCUCAACCACAACUUUUAUUGCAAGGAUUUGAUGAUAUCGGUGAUGAUUGUAUAGUACCUAGUACUCCUACCCUUUUCGUACCUCGACGAAUUGAUAGUUUUGGAGAAACUGUUAGCUCGCCUCAAGUGCCUCAUACAAGAUUUACGUUUGGAGACUCUUCCACUUCGACGACAUCAUCAUUAGUCCAAUCACAAUCAUCGGCAUCUUUUAGUAAUUCAAGAAGCAUGAUGAACGUUUGCAGCUCUGAUUUAGCCCAAAUCGUCCACGAUGGCAUUGAUGAUUCAAGAGUUGAUCUUUCGGAAUUGGACAAUGAAAAUCAAGCUCCAAAUGAGCCAAUUACACAGCAAUCUGAUUCUCCCAACGAAGAUAGUAUUUUAAUGUUAAAUCAGCCAAGCAACGUACCAAGCUUAUCACAAGCUGUAGUACCUGAAGAAGAUUUACGUCAGUGUGCCGAAGCAAGUAGUGAUUCUAAAACUUCUAAUAAUUUAGAAGAAUCUCCUUGUAAACAAACGGAAGUCAAAUCCUCAGACGAACAUGAGCAACCUACAGAGGACAAAGUUUUCAAUCCAUUACCUGAAGAAGAAUGUAGCUUUUCUCAGCCUACCGUAGAAACAGCAACACAACAACAGUCUCAAACUACGCCUGAUGACACGAGUAAUAACGAAUCGAGGGAAUAUAAUUCUGAAGCUGAAGCAUCAUCUGCCGAUAUCACUCAAGCUACUCCUGCUUCUGAACUGUCUUCUGAUAAUGCAUCAAUGCCAAUGAGAGGAGUAACAACUCGAAGAUCAGCGAGAUCGUCUUUUAGAGCAAGUCGAGGAACUCGGCCAACUCCAAUUGUGUGGGAUUCACAAUCUCCAUCACGAGGUCAGAUGACAAAUAGAGGAAUUUCUAGAGGAGGAACUAACGAUGGGACACGUUCACGAAGUUUAAGAGGUCGAAGAAUGCGAGCAAAACAUCCCUAUGGCGGCUAUUAAGCUUUCAUUAAUUUUAAAACUGUAUUUUAGUCACAUAUUUCCUGUAUAGAUUAGACAUUUUUAUACAAAUUGCGUUACCUUAAUGAAUGUUCAUUGAAAAAAUUUCCAUGCUAAUAAAUUAAAAUUUG